Messenger RNA from Dacryopinax primogenitus, 1154 nucleotides. RefSeq names its product endo-beta-1-4-glucanase. The coding region runs from base 402 to 1154 and encodes 250 amino acids. Gene Ontology annotation, biological process: polysaccharide catabolic process. The transcript is spliced from 6 exons. The record is from RefSeq and is a predicted model, not a curated record. NCBI's taxonomy places the organism in Eukaryota, Fungi, Basidiomycota, Dacrymycetes, Dacrymycetales, Dacrymycetaceae. Gene Ontology annotation, molecular function: cellulase activity.
CUUCUGCGCUUGCCGUAUGCCAGGAACAUGACGUCCACCUGCCGUGGCUUCACUAUACUGUACUUCAGAUCCAAGAAUAGCCGAACGGUCUUGCCUCGUUUUUGCGACGUGCAGUUUCCAGUGGCCGCACGUGAACGGGUGUAUUGUUCGACCGCCUCGUACUCUGCUUGUGGAUGGUCAAGUGAUAGACGACAUUGUUCCGUUCCUAGGUUCGGAACAUCCUCUGGCGUCUCCUGUUAGCAGCGUGUCUGGACCAGCUGCCUACGACUCCCCGCGGCCAGCAACGAUGAUCUCAUUCAACUCGUUCGCAGUUCUGAAUGCGAGGUAUAUAAAGUGCUUGCUCUGGGUCAGCAAUCCCUCAGGCUCAGCCCGUCUAUCCAGUCGUCCAAGCCAAGCUCACAAUGAUCGCAACUGCCCUCUUCGCUGCCGCUGCUGCCCUCGGCGUCUCCGCUGCUCCCCUCCAGGAGCGUUCCACUGUCCUGACUGGCCAGUACACCUGCGCGACCAGCGGUGACUACACCCUCUGCCAGAACCAGUGGGGCUCCGCCAAUGGUGUCGGUUCGCAGAACUCGACCCUUGUGUCCACCAGCGGUACCGAUAUCGCCUGGACCACGACCUACACCUGGGCUAACAACCCGAAUGACGUGAAGACCUAUGCCAACGUCCUGAACAACAACGUCAAUGGUGUUACGCUCAGCUCUGUUACCAGCCUUCCCACUACCUGGGACUGGUCGUACACCAGCGAGUCCAGCGGUCUCCGCGCUGAUGUCUCAUACGACAUGUGGCUGGGCACCUCCUCCACUGGCACCGCUACUUCCUCCACCUCCGAGUACGAGAUCAUGGUCUGGCUAAGCGGUCUCGGCGGCAUCCAACCCGUCGGCUCCCUCCUGACCAGCAACAUCGAGAUUGACGGCUACACGUGGAACCUCUGGUCCGGCCCCAAUUCGAACUGGGAGGUGUACUCCUUCAUCCCAGCGACUUCCGGCACCUCGAUCACUAGCUUCAACACCAACCUCCUGCCCUUCUUCACUUACCUUGUGGACAACGAGGGCGUCUCCACCAGCCUGUACCUGAAUGCUAUCCAGACUGGUACUGAGGCGUUUACUGGCACUGCCUCCCUCGACACCACCACCUUCUCCGUCCAGCUCAACUGA